AUGACAGGCAACAACCAUCAAAAAGGUCUCCACAAAAGACAAGGAACAUCUAGAAUCUCAAAAAGCACGCCUUUGAAUAGAAGCCAUAGACCUACUCGUGAACAACCAACUAUUCCUUCAAAUUCUUCCCUCUCACUUUCGCUCAACCCUGACACUAUCAAACAACUUCUCAACCUUCAUCCACCUCCGUAUUCCGUUGAACAACUGUGCGCCAACCGUUUUGUAGGAGACGGUGCCAAAGUACUCCGCCCCUCGAAUUGCUGGAUUUUGUACAGAACAUGUGCGGCUCGACGUAUUCGUGAAUUACCACAAUUCAAGGACAUGCAGCAGCAGCAAUUUUCGGAAAUAAUUGCUGGUCUGUGGAAAAAGUGUAGCCAAGCCGAGAAAGAAGAAUAUCGUCAAUUACAAUAUAAAGUAAAAGAAUUGCAUAAGAAAUAUCAUAGAGAUUGGAUUUAUAGGCCUGAAAAAGGAAAUUGUUGGCGCGUCCAAAAAGUGCAAGGUGAAUAUGCUAAUAAUCGACCUACCGAAAUCCAAGAAUUUCAGACCAUCCAAGUUUUAACGUUCCAGGCUCAAAUAAUAACGGAAAAUGAUAAUACCUCAAACGAAAUAGGAGACACACAAGGUUAUCCCUUGAAUAAUGACAACGACCAAUAUGACAACGGUAGCAUUAACGAAACUUUUGGUAAUAACGUAAACCAGCAAACCACCUACAUCGAUACAGUACAUAUCGUCGAAUCUCAACUGUUACAAAUACCAACGCCGCCUUUAAUAUUUUCGCAUGGAUCGUCACCCGAUGAAUAUCCGUUUUCCAGUGCACCCUCCCCGACAAUGUCAUGCGAUGAAUUUUCCGGUGCACCAUCGCCCAUGCCAUUCCCUGAUGAACACUCGUAUUCCGGUGCACCAUCGCCCAUGCCAUUCCCUGAUGAACACUCGCAUUCCUGUGCACAAUCGCCAUACGCUAUUGAGAUUGACACCCCAUCGCCAUACGCUAUUGAGAUCGAAAACCCAUUUUCCGGUGCACCCUCGCCGACUAUAUCAUUCGAUGAAUUUUCCGGUGCACCAUCGCCUAUGCCAUUCCCCGAGGAUUCCUGCACACUGUCGCCAUUCGUUGCUGAUAUCGAAGACCAGUUUUCCUUUGCACCAUCGCCGACCAUGUCAUCCAAUGAAUUUUCCUGUGAACCAUCGCAAUUCAUUGCUGGGAUUGACUCGUUUUCCUAUCCAACUAUGUCAUCCUAUUCCUAUGAAAUUGAAGACCUGCUUUCCCGUGCACUAUCACCGCCUUAUGUUGAAGACCACCAACAAAUGUAUGUGGGUAUUGUCCAUUGUACUCACCACAGGACUUGA
Messenger RNA from Paraglomus brasilianum, 1344 nucleotides. NCBI's taxonomy places the organism in Eukaryota, Fungi, Glomeromycota, Glomeromycetes, Paraglomerales, Paraglomeraceae. The record is from the annotation of a GenBank genome assembly.